Molecule: messenger RNA, 1029 nt
Organism: Zymoseptoria tritici IPO323
Lineage: Eukaryota; Fungi; Ascomycota; Dothideomycetes; Mycosphaerellales; Mycosphaerellaceae
Exons: 2
Coding region: 262-1029 (255 amino acids)
Molecular function (GO): protein binding
Source: RefSeq, a predicted model, not a curated record
AGUGACGCACUCAGCCUCUCGCCUUACAGCCAGAUCCUCCACGAACAUCGACCCCUCCACCUUCAGCCUCGAAGCCUGCUCAGCCAUCACGGUUGAGAGUACAAGCGGACCACUUGAGCCAGCAAAACUCCUCACGAACAUCUGAAAGGCUCAUCACGAGCACCUCGCCGGUUUUGAGCCUCACCUGAGGCGAAGCUGCAAUUCUCACGUUCCAACGUUCGAGAAGCCUCUACCUCGACUACCUCCGCCGAUACCGCAAUCAUGGCGACGAACCGUAAUCGACGCCUGCAGAAAGAGGUGCAAGACAUUCUCAAGGACACACACUCCGGCAUCACAAUCACCUCACCUACUGACUCUACCGACAUCACCGAUUUCACACGCUUCAAAGGACACUUUCGAGGCCCUCCAGACACUCCGUAUGAAGGUGGCGCUUAUGAGAUUGACAUUCGGAUAACUGGCGAGUACCCGUUCAAGCCGCCGGAGAUGCGGUUUCUCACCAAGAUCUGGCAUCCGAAUGUCUCUUCACAGACCGGAGCUAUCUGCCUCGAUACCUUGGGCACAGCCUGGAGUCCUGUGCUCACGCUCAAGUCUGCGUUGAUCAGCUUGCAGAGUUUGCUGCAAUCGCCCGAGCCUAAAGACCCGCAAGACGCCGAGGUGGCUAGCAUGAUGAUCACGAGACCGGAGGAGUUCAAGCACGUGGCUCGCGAAUGGGCUCAGCGGUAUGCCCAUGCACCGAAGCCACCGCCAGGUAGUGCCAAGACGGGUGCGAGUAGCUCCAUGGGCGGAGGUGCAGUGAACAAGAAAGACGACCCGAAAGAGGAGAAGCGGCGUGAGGAAGCCAAGCGGAGAGCGGCGUACAAAGGCUACAAUAGAUCCAUGAUCGACAAGUUCACGGCCAUGGGUUUUCAGGUCGAGCAGGUCGUUCAGGCCUUUGAGUACGUCGGCAUUGACAACGCCGAUGGAGAGGAGUACGAGCUGGAGGAGGAGUACCACGGAGACAUCGUUGCGAGGCUGUUCGGAGAGAUGUGA